Messenger RNA from Rosa rugosa (rugosa rose), 492 nucleotides. RefSeq names its product 2-hydroxyisoflavanone dehydratase-like. Gene Ontology annotation, molecular function: hydrolase activity. The transcript has a single exon. The coding region runs from base 1 to 492 and encodes 163 amino acids. The record is from RefSeq and is a predicted model, not a curated record. Lineage: Eukaryota; Viridiplantae; Streptophyta; Magnoliopsida; Rosales; Rosaceae.
AUGGGGUCAAUUAGCAAUGAAAUUGAUCAUGAAUUUCGCUUCUUCCGAGCAUACAAUGAUGGCCGAAUUGAAACAUUUUACAAGACCCAAAAGAUCCCACCUUCUACUGAUUCCAUUACCGGUGUCCAAUCCAAAGACGUUGUAAUUUCACCUGAAGUUUCGGCCCGGAUCUUCGUACCCAAGAUUCAUAACCCAACCCAAAAACUCCCCGUCCUCUUCUACAUCCAUGGCGGCGGGUUUUGCCUCGAAUCCGCCUUCUCUCCUAUGUUCCACAAACACCUCACCUUAUUGGCCCAUGAAUCCAAUGCAAUUGCGAUUUCGGUCGAAUACGGGCUGUUCCCAGAGCGGCCCAUACCCGCUUGCAACGAGGACUCAUGGGCCACACUCAAAUGGGUUGUAUCCCAUUCCACUUGCAAUGGCCCUGACCCAUGGUUGAACCAGUAUGCUGAGUUUGACUGGCCCAUGGUUGUAUCAUUUGUGCAAUUGUUAUAG